Messenger RNA from Drosophila innubila, 3662 nucleotides. It is a transcript of the gene Clk, whose product is annotated as circadian locomoter output cycles protein kaput. Gene Ontology annotation, cellular component: cytoplasm; CLOCK-BMAL transcription complex; nucleus. The record is from RefSeq and is a predicted model, not a curated record. Lineage: Eukaryota; Metazoa; Arthropoda; Insecta; Diptera; Drosophilidae. The transcript is spliced from 7 exons. Gene Ontology annotation, molecular function: DNA-binding transcription factor activity, RNA polymerase II-specific; RNA polymerase II cis-regulatory region sequence-specific DNA binding; protein dimerization activity. The coding region runs from base 538 to 3594 and encodes 1018 amino acids. Gene Ontology annotation, biological process: regulation of transcription by RNA polymerase II; circadian regulation of gene expression.
AUCAAUCUAAUAUAAUACAAAAUUAAUUAUAAAGAUAAAUUCGUUAAAAGUGCUACAAAAAAUGUACUAUAACAAUAAGGCAGUAAAGCAAUAAUUUCAAUUUAUAAAAUAGAGAGAAUAUAAUAAAUAGUGCGCAGCUGAGAGGAUAGCAAAUGGGAGUAAUUUAACUAAUCAAAAGUGCAUUCAACUAAAAAUUAUCUACGUAUUCAGUGCUAAAAGAGAGUGCACUAAACUUGAGGUGAAAAUUUUUCAACUCUAUAACAAUCAAUUACAAAAUGUGGCACAAAGUAAAGCAUAUUAAAAUUAUCUGUCACGUGAAUAUAACCUAAAGUGCAAAAUAUGAAUAGUAAUUUACAAACCAAAUAUUAUAAUUAUGUUAAAAGAAAUAAAUAAAUGAGAAUUAUACAAAAAUUGGGUCUCAAUUUGCCCAACACAAAUGUAAAAUAAUUUUGUGCGUGCAAAAACAAUUCUUUUGGAAAUCAUUUCAAAAAGAUAAUCAACUUGGAAGUGAACGCGGAAUAUCUUAUAUAUACGAAGAUGGACGACGAGAGCGAUGACAAGGAUGAUACGAAAAGUCUUCUUUGCAGAAAAUCUCGCAACCUGAGCGAAAAGAAGCGUCGGGAUCAGUUUAAUUCCCUGGUGAAUGAUUUAAGUGCUUUGAUAUCGACGUCCAAUCGAAAGAUGGAUAAAUCCACAGUGCUAAAGUCAACCAUAGCAUUUCUGAAGAAUCACAAUGAGGCAACGGAUCGUUCAAAGGUUUUUGAGAUACAACAAGACUGGAAGCCCACAUUUCUAACGAAUGAUGAGUUUACGCAUUUAAUGCUGGAAUCUUUGGAUGGCUUUAUGAUUGUUUUCAGCAGUUUGGGCUCCAUUUUCUAUGCAUCCGAAAGUAUUACCUCACAGCUGGGUUAUUUGCCGCAUGAUCUGUACAACAUGAGUAUCUAUGACCUGGCCUACGAAAUGGAUCACGAGGCAUUGCUCAACAUCUUCCUCAAUCCAACGCCUGUGAUCGAACCUCGUCAGACGGACAUUAAUGCCAGCAAUCAGAUCACAUUCUUUACGCAUCUCAAACGAGGGGGAAUUGAGAAAGUGGAUGCCAAUUCCUUUGAGCUAGUUAAAUUUGUGGGUUACUUUCGCAAUGAUGCGAAUACCCAAGCGGGAUCCAGUUCGGAUAGCCAGAGCAGCAGUCAGAAUCAGAACUUGCCUCGCAUCUUCCAGAUGAAUCCCAAUGUGGAGGUGGACAGGAAACUGGUGUUUGUGGGCACUGGACGCAUCCAGACGCCUCAGUUGAUACGGGAGAUGAGCAUCAUUGAUCCGACAUGCAAUGAGUUCACCUCGAAGCAUAGCAUGGAAUGGAAGUUUCUCUUUCUGGACCAUCGAGCUCCUCCUAUCAUUGGAUAUAUGCCCUUCGAGGUGCUCGGCACUUCCGGCUAUGAUUAUUAUCACUUUGAUGACCUGGAUAGCAUUGUGGCCUGCCACGAGGAAUUGCGGCAGACGGGAGAGGGAAAGUCCUGCUAUUAUCGUUUCCUGACAAAGGGUCAACAAUGGAUCUGGCUGCAGACGGACUACUAUGUGAGCUAUCAUCAGUUUAAUUCCAAGCCCGACUAUGUGGUGUGCACACACAAGGUCGUCAGCUAUGCCGAGGUCAUCAAGCAGAGCAACAAGGAGCGAGAAAAGUCGAGCAAGGGACUUGGACUCACCCCCAAUUCUAGUAGCAAUUCAAAUAGUAAAUGCGCCUCGGCCACCACAACAUUGCGUGACUUUGAGCUGAAUAAUCAGAAUCUGGAUAGUCCUGAUUUGCUGGAUAAUUCCUUGGCCAAUCUCAGCAAUGAGGGGACAACAACAACAACAAUAACAACAGCUGCAGCUGCAACAUCACCAGCCAUCGACUCAUCGCCCAUGUGGUCCGCUACAGCGGCAUCUGCGUCCAGUUCUUGCCCCAUCAAUCCUCUCAAAACCUCAAGACCUCCCUCCAGCUAUGGCAACAUCAGCUCAACGGGCAUCUCGCCCAAAGCCAAGCGGAAAUGUUACUUCUACAGCAAUCGCGUCAAUGAGUCCGAUUCCACAUCCAUGUCUGCUGAAUCCGUCACCAGCAGACAGUCCAUGAUGACGCACGUCAGUUCGCAAAGUCAACGCCAGCGCUCGCAUCAUCAUCAUGGGCGGGAGCACAGUCAGCAUCACCAUCUACAGCAGCAGCAGCAACAUCAGCAACAGCAACAGCAGCAUCACCAACAUCAGCAGCAGCAGCAGCACCAACAUCCGCUUGCCCAUCAUCACUUGCAGCUGCAACAGGCGGCGGCAACACCAAAAUUGUUGCCGAUAUUGCCGCUGGCGCCGGCACAGAUUGUCACGAGCAAUGCCUGUCAGUUUCCGCAAACGAAUUAUCCGCUGUCAAGUCCGCAGCUCGUGGCACCUGGCGGAUUUCUGGAGCCUGCACAAUAUUUAACGGCAAUAUCGAUGCAGCCAGUGAUGGCGCCAUUUCCAGUUGCUCCCGUGCUGUCGCCAUUGCCGUUGCCACAGCAGCAACCAGAGCUGUUACCAGGAGCGGUGGUGAUGACGCCAACACAAACUCAGCUGCAGGAGCAACUGCAGCGUAAGCACGAUGAAUUGCAGAAGCUGAUUAUGCAGCAACAGGAUGAACUGCGAAUUGUCUCCGAGCAACUGUUGCUGUCGCGCUACACGUACCUGCAACCCAUGGUGCCAAUGGGCUUUGCUGCUGCUGCUGCUGCCGGCAGCACUGUGCAACGCAACUUCAACUUUGGUGGCAGCAAUGCCGUCGAGCCGCAGUUUAAUCAAUAUGGUUUUGCUUUGAACUCGGAGCAGAUGUUGAAUCAGCAGGAUCAACAGAUGAUGAUGCAGCAGCAACAGAAUCUGCAUAGUCAGCAGCAACACAAUCACCUGCAGCAGCAAACGAACCAGCAACACUUGCAGCUGCCACAGAGUCAGCAACAGUUGCAGCUACAGCAGCAACAGCAGCAACAGCAGCAGCAGCAGCAACAGUCGAGCAACAUGUUGUCGCGGGAGGAUAUGGAGGAUAUUGAUGCAUUUCUUAAUCUGUCGCCUUUGCAGCAUCUCAACAACAGCAACAGCAACACCAACAACAACAACAGCAGCAGUCAGAAUAACAACAAUCACAACAACAACAGCAACAGUAACAACAACAGCAACAGUAAUAACAACAACAACAACAACAACAGCAACUCAAAUGUGCAGAAUACUAAUGAGGAUUCAUUGCUUUCCUAUAUGCAAAUGGCAACUGAAUCGAGUCCUUCCCUCAAUUUUCACAUGGGGAUCAGUGACGAUGGCUCCGAGACGCACAGUGAGGACAAUAAAAUGAUGCACACUUCCAGUCAAUUGCAUCAGCAACAGCAGCAGCAGCAGCAGCAGCAGCAACAAUUAUUGCAGCAACAACAACAGCAGCAGCAAUUGCAACAACAAUUGCAGCAACAACAACAGCCAACAAACAGCUUUUUUAGCGGCAAUCCAUUUCAAUCUCUUAGCUCCAAUCAAAAUCAAAAUCAGUUGCCAAAUGAUCUUGAGAUAUUGCCAUAUCAAAUGUCGGCGGAUCAAUCGGAGAAUCUGUUCAGUCAAUAGUAUAUGGCUGGGUUGGGGGCGUGGCAUACGUCUUGAUAUCCAAAUUGCUUUAAACCAGGGAUCGCAAU